Panthera uncia (snow leopard) is the source of this 5333-nucleotide messenger RNA. It is a transcript of the gene ODAD1, whose product is annotated as outer dynein arm docking complex subunit 1. NCBI's taxonomy places the organism in Eukaryota, Metazoa, Chordata, Mammalia, Carnivora, Felidae. Gene Ontology annotation, biological process: cilium movement; outer dynein arm assembly. Gene Ontology annotation, cellular component: axoneme. The record is from RefSeq and is a predicted model, not a curated record. The coding region runs from base 1379 to 3451 and encodes 690 amino acids. The transcript is spliced from 15 exons.
GGGUCACUGAGAAAAAAAAAAUGAGGCUGGAGGGUCACGUGAUCUUCAUGGAGCACAGGCACAGGGAACCAGACUGGCCCCGGACAGAGUCUGGAAACCAGGGGCUAGGGAGAUGGAAAUGUGAGAGAGCAAGGUGGAAAACAGGAGGCUAGGACUCGAAAUCAAGUUCCCGGAGUGCAAUGAGCGCCAGACUUGGGGACCUUGGGAACGUGGAGGAGGUCCCUCGUGCUAGGACCCUGUGGAAGAGGGAGAACCAGGGAGCCCCGGGGCGGUAACGGGAUCUCCCCGUCCUGGGCCUCCAAGGCUUCGAGCUGAGCUGAGCGCCCGCGGGCUGCUUCCUCCCACAGGAAACCGCAGGCUUCGGGCACACCCAGCCGGCAGGGAGCGGCGCCCACUACCCGCCCGCUCCGGGGAGGCCCACGUGGGCAGCAGCCUGCCGCGCGGGCGGCCCGCCUGCCGAGCGAAGGGGGCGUGGCCAGGAGGGGCGUGGCCGGAAAAGCGGGGGCGGCCCGAAGAGCCCGAGGCCCCGCCCACUCCCGCCACUCAGGGCGCGGACCCACAAGAAGUUUUUGGCGGCUUUGCUGCAGGCAGUUGGCCGCGCAUGCGUAGUGAGUCACUGCAAGGACCUGCGUCAGUGGUGAACGUUCCUCCCUCUCUCCACUCCCGGCAUCGGCACCGUCUUCCUGCUAAUGACUCUUCAAACAACGUGGUCUUGACUUAAGACACGCAUCUCUCGGGCCUCGUCCCGAAAGACCUGGGCCUAGCUCCAAAGCCUUCCAGACGUUUCCCUCCCAGUCCUGGCUCCAUAGGGUCUUUCAGCUUCUGCCUCUCCCUUCCGAAAGCACAGCCCGCCGCUCACAGUCCCUCGCUCUCGGGAGGCGCCGGGUCCCUUAACGAGUACUUCUAGCCACGCCCCUCGCAAGUCCGUGAAACUACGGCCUCGGCAGUAACCAGGCCACAACAGUGAGCUUGGAGAACCAAGGACAGGUCAGGCACUCCAGCAGGUAGGGACAGGGCUCGCUCCCCACAGCCGGCCGGGGUUUCCUUCUCCUCCGUGUCUCCUUCCCCCAAACAGCCACGCCUCAGAGAUACCGAGAGCCCAGGGGACCUGCCCCCGUGCCAGAGUCAGAGUGGAAACACAAGACAGAGAAUAUGAGAGGUGGGAGGUCGGGAGGGAUGUGGGGAGAGGCCUGAGAGGUGCUCCCCUACAACUCAUUGGAGGCAUUGAGACUCAAAGAGAGGCCAGAGUUGGUUCCGGGGUCACCAUCCAAUUGCCUCGCGGUCCGUCCCCACCCUCUUUCCGGCGCCCUCCUGCUCUCUGUCUGAAGGGGUUCCUGUGUCACCCCCACAGGAGCCCCCCCCCCCACCUUUGGCCAAGAUGUCUUUGGGACUCUCUGCAGGGAGCACCCGCUCCGAGGAUGGAACCGAGGCCUUCCUGGAAGGAACGGCGGAUUGGGAGCUGAGCCGACUGCGACGGCAGUGCAAAGUGAUGGAGGGAGAGAGGCGGGCUUACAGCAAGGAGGUCCACCAGCGCAUCAACAAGCAACUUGAGGAGAUCCAGCGCCUGGAGGGGGUGCGGGAUAAACUUCAGGUGCAGAUCCGCGUGGCCCAGAGCCAGGUCAAGCGGCUGCGGGACAGCGAGAGGCUGGAGAACACUGGUCAUCUGCUGAAGUGUCGGGUCCGGGUGCAGGCCGAGGUCAAGGAGCUACAGGAACAGACCAGAGCCCUGGACAAGCAGAUCCAGGAGUGGGAGACCCGGAUCUUUAACCACAGUAAGGAUAUCAAGGCCCCGGGACUCGUCCUGGAUCAGAAGGUCAAGAUCCGGCGAAGGAUCAAGAUCCUGGAAGACCAGUUGGACAGGGUCACCUGUCGCUUUGACAUCCAGCUGGUGCGGAAUGCGGCCCUGCGGGAAGAGCUGGAUCUCCUGCGCAUUGAGAGGAACCGCUAUCUGAACAUAGACCAUAAGCUGCAGAAGGAAAUCAGCGCCCUGCGACGCACGGUCAGCGCCCUAAUGGUCUCUUCUGCGGCCGCCUACACCGUCAGGGAGGAGGCAAAGACCAAGCUGGGCCUGCUGCGGGAGAGGGCGGAUAAGGAGGUGGCCCAGAACGACACGGAGCUGCAGACCCUGCAGCGGCACAUAGCGCACCUGGACCAGUUCCACCACUUCCUCAAGCUCAAGAACGACGAGCGGCAGCUGGACCCCGCCGUCGUGGAGAAGCGCGAGAAGCGGGCCCGGGAGGUGGCCGAAGGCCUCCGGAAGACGUCCCAGGAGAAGCUGGUGCUGCACUGCGAAGACGCCAUGAACAAACUGUCCCAGCUGACUGGGGAGAGCGACCCGGACGUGCUGGUGGAGAGGUACCUGGAGAGGGAGGGGCGCAACUUCGCGGAGUUCACCUUCAUCAACGAGCAGAACUCGGAACUGGAGCGCCUGCGGGAGGAGAUCAAGGAGUUGCAGGAGACCUUGGCGAGCACCCGCCAGAGCGAGGAUAAACUUCGCGAGCAACGAGACCAGCGGCGAAGGGCCCUGCAGCAGCGAACCGACGAGGUGCGCGCGGAGGCCGACCAGGUGGAGGCCCGCUUCCAGGACCUUCGGGGGCAGCUGGAGAAGCUCAAGGCCGGCAUCCAGCAGCUCUUCACCAGGGCCCAGUGUGACAACACCAUCAUCAAGGACCUCCUGGGGGUCAAGACCCACAUGAGAGACCGGGACAUCGGCCUUUUCCUGGGCCUCAUCGAGAAGCGGCUGGUUGAUCUCUUGACGGUGCAGGCCUUCGUAGAUGUCCGGGUGGAGACCCCCACCCCCUCCAGCUUGGCUAACGCUGCCCUCCUGGUUCUGGGCCAGAGCCCUGAGGAUCUUCCAAAGAAGCUGGCCCCGCCGCAGCUCCCUGACAAUCCGGACGACCUCCCAGGCUUCGAGGCCAAAGACGACUAUCCCAUGAGCAAGGAAGAGCUGCGCAGCCAAGUGACACAGAUGCUCGAGGCGCAGGAGCAGCAAGAGAAGGAAUUAGCCGAGGCCUUGAGGAAGGUCAACAGCAACCUGAGCGUCCCCAGCCUCCCCAGCAUCCAGAGGGUCAGCUCGGGCUCACCCCUGACGACCGCCAAGAGCCCCAGCGGGGUCCCCGGGUCCAUCCUGAGCCAGAGGACUAGUGGCGUCCUGGCAUCCAGUGGAGACCGCACCACGAGCACCAACGUCGGCCGCGUCGCCUUGGGAGACCCCGGCUCCAGCGCGGGCCGCGUGACCUUCGGUUCCGCCAGCGCCGUGGGGGCGCCCGUGUCUAGCCGGGGCUCGACUGGGGGCCGCGUGACCUUCAGAACGCCCAGCUCUAGUAGCUACCUGGGCUCCACCGGAUACUUGAGGUCCAGCGGAGGCCAGGACAGCCCCGUGGGUGCGGAGAGCAGGGGCACCGAGUCAGAGUCAAGUGCAGGCCUCGGGACCAGCACCAGCAAAGACUAGCGGCCUGCACCCACCCCCCCUUGCCCUUGGCUCCCUGCAGGCCCUUCUCUGCCUUGAGAUUUCCCCGCGACCCUCCUGGUUCCAGGCCCUCUGUGAGUCUUUGCUCCGCAUCUGUCUGCCCCUGCCCUUCCCGUCGUCCCUGUGCCCAUCCCCUGGUUGUCGUCUCCUCAGCGAUGUCUCCUGGUCCCUUUCUCUCUUUCCAGACCCCGCCCCCCCCCCCAUUUCCCUUCCCGUCUCCCCAUUUCCUGUCGUCUUGGCUUCCCAUUCAGUGUGUGUUUCUGUCUCCUGUCCACAUCUCUGCCCCCAUCACUGCUGGUCCCCCGCCUCCCCCGUCCUGUGUCUGCUUCCCCGCUUGUAAUUCCCUCUCCUGUCUCUACCUGCCGGGCUCUCCUUGUGCCUCAUGACCCCGUCUCUGCAGCUCCUCGUUCCUCGCCCUCCCCCCAGAGCCCCCAGGACUGCCCCCCCCCCCAGGACUGGGCAGCAGGGGAAGACUUGGAGGAAAGAUGUCAGCAUGAGCUGCGACCCUAGAAAAUAAAGGUCAGAGCCUGUUACCCCAGCCCAGUUACAGGUGUAUAUGUGGGCGACCAGGCUGGACACAUGGCAGUUCCCUUUACCUCUGGCCCAGGGGGAAAUGUAUGACCUUUGUCCCUACUCCCUGCAAUUCAUUCAUUCUUAUUUAUUUAUUUAUUUAUUUAAUCUAUCUGUCUAUUUAUUUUUGAGACCUCCACAUUUCAGGCUCUACUGAGAACUGGGAUGUAUCAGUCAGGAUGGGCUGGGUUAUGCCGCAGUAACAAACACCCCCCCCCCCCCCCCCCCAGGAUCUCAGUGGCCUGAUACUGCAAAGGCUUAUUACUUGCUGGUGUUCCUGGUCUUUUGUGGGUCCCCUAAGGGCUCUCCUCUGCGUCACCUUUGUGACCCAGGCCGGCGGCACAGCAUCCGCCUGGAGCAUUGCUAAUUCUUUGGCCCUGGGAAACAGAACGUGGUGAGGCUGACAAAGUUCUUACAGCUUCUGUCUGGAUAUGAUCCGUGUCACUGGACUUGCAUUUAUUGACCCAAGCAGGUCAUAUCAUGAUGUGUGACUUCAAAAAAAUUUUUUUUCUUAAUGUUUGUUAAGUUUUGAGAGACAGGGUUAGAGACAGAGAGGGAGAGAGAGAGAGCACGAGUGGGUGAGGGUUAGAGAGAGAGGGAGACACAGAAUCGGAAGCAGGCUCCAGGCCCUGAGCUGUCAGCACAGAGCCCGAUGUGGGGCUCAAACCCACGAGCUGUGAGAUCGUGACCUGAGCCGAAGUUGGACGCUUAACCGACGGAGCCACCCAGGCGCCCCCGAUGAUGUGGAACUUCAAAGAAGGGUGGGAAAUGCAAUCUGUCCAUGUGUCUGGAAGGAGAGAGAGAAAGAAGAAUAUUUGUGGACAGCCCUAAUGCCUGCCGCAUGGCCCCAGAGAUCGAGCAGACUGUCUCCCUUCCUGCUGGGGUUGGGGAGGUGGUUUGGGAAGGAGAGGGUUAGAACACCACGGGUCACUCUUUCUGGCCGUCGAGUCCUGCUGAAUGCCCUGUCUAAAUUUAAUCUAAAUCCAGACUGAAGAUUAAAAUUGGCAUAGUUUCUCAUUUGUUCAGAUAACCCAGUCUUCCCCUCCCAACAUCCUGCCCUAUAACCUGGUGAGGCCUACCCGUCGGUAAAUAUUUAACAACUCGGGGCACUGGGGGCUCAGUUGGUUGAGUGCCCAACUCUCGGAUUUCGGCUCAGGUCAUGAUCUCAUGGUUCGUGGGUCCGAGCCCCGCGAUGGGCUCUGCAUUGACGGUGAGGCUCCUGCUUGGGAUUCUCUCUCUCCCUCUCUCUGCCCCUCUCUGCCCUCAAAAUAAAUAAACUUAGAACAAAGUGGAA